AUAAAUAACAUGGGAUUGCCAGUCUAUAAAACUGCAUUACUACGUUCAUCUUAUCAUUUCAUUAUAUGGAGUUAGCCAUGUCGUCUUUACUAAAUACGUUUAUCCUUUUGAUAAUAGGGAAUUUAACUGCCAGCCUGACAAUCCCGUGUUCAGAACACGAUGAUUUAGAACAAUCAGAAAAAAUUGACAGUGACAAGCAACAAUGUUGUAAUGGUGUUAAACAGAUGAAACAACCGGGUACAAAAUGCUGUUACAGAAAGGCAACGUUCUAUUUUCCAACGCAUGAACUAUGUUGCGGAGGUCGAUUAUUAAAAAGAACAGAGGGGCGAUCCGAGUCGUGCUGUGAUGGUCAGAAAAUAGAUGAUGAAAUAAACAUUUGUUGCAACAACCAAAUUUUUAAAUUGGAACAAGGACUGAAACGCCAAGACGCAGCCUGCUGUGGUCAUAGACAGUUUGACAUGAAUAAGCAAUUCUGCUGUGAUUCUUUAAGUAAUAAAGUCAAAGGAAGUGGAUGCUGUAACGGAAGCGUUAUAGAUACUGCAUCUCGUUGGUGUGAUAUUAACGGUCGAGCACUGUAUAAAGACGAAAUGCCAUGUGGGGGUAAAACGAUAAAUCUUCGAACACAUUCGUGCUGCAGAGAUGUUAUCAAUGCUGUGGGUUAUUUGGAUCCGUAUAAUAUACUUAUUAAAGAUAAACAUCACGGUUGCUGUGGUACUGUUGCAUAUAAUGUUACAACGGAUCGAUGCUGUGAUUAUAAUCACACAAUACCUAAACAUACCCAGUUACAGUGUUGUGGUGCAGGGUAUUUUAAUGUAACAACUCAAUUAUGCUGUGGAGGCGUAGUGUAUGAGAAAAGGGACGGUUUAAAUCAUUGCUGUGGUGGAAAUCCCUUUAACAGUAAAACACAUGGAUGUUGUGGAAGUGGUCGUAUGUUUGAUACAAAAACACAAAAAUGCUGCCGUGGGUUAAAUUCUACAGUUCAAGAUAAAGCAGCGACGUGUUGUGGGUCUAAACAUUUGAACAACGAUUCAGUGUGCUGUCGCAAUGCGUUUCCUGUAAAAAAGAAUCACCUCGACGAGACCAAAUGUUGUGUUAGUAUGGACGCUUACGAAUUGAAAGGAGAACCUUAUAACAAUGAGCGACAGGGCUGUUACCACGGUAAUGUUUAUACGAAAGGAAAACAAAGGCCUUGUGGGAAAGAUUUUAUAGAUCCUACCACGCAUGUAUGUUGCGGCCUUACCAGUUAUAGAAUUCCGGAUGGAGAAAAACUGGCUUGUUGUGGUGUAGACUCUUAUAACAUCAACAAACAAUUAUGUUGCUUUGAUAGUUUAAAUAAUAUAUCACCCAAAGAAGGAAAAUGUUGCGGAUCUCAAGCCUAUCCAAAGGAACAACUUCCUGGACGCUGUGCGCCUCAAAUCACCCAUCACCCGACGACGACCCCGAUCCAGGUAUCAGAGGAUCUGAACCUUGAAAGCACAUCCAAUAGUAAAAGCAAGAUAGAGAUAGAAUUGGCGUCAAUCGUCUGUUUGACUAUCUUUACUGGUUUUAUACUAAACAUUAAUGACUAAACCACGUCCACAGCUAUAUAUGAAUGUUCACUUAAAUUUCAUGACACUAUUCAUUCCAAUUACCACAUUUUUACACUAAGUCAUGAUCAGAAAUACUUAUUUCAUCAGCUCUUAUAAAUACAUGUUAUUUAUUACCGUACAUAGGGCAGAAAGGAGAAAUGAAUCUUUUUGUAAUUAUUUGACACACGUCUCAGCACAGCUGUUUUUGCAAAAAAUUAAGACGUAAACCCCAUUUCAUUUUUCUCAGAAAAAAACAUCGAUUCAUAUAUCAGUUUAUUUAAACAUGUUAGACAUCAAACAUGAUUAGCCCACUGCCACCAUUUCAGACUGAUCUCUAUUCAAUAUGCUCAAAUGAAAACCCUUUGGUCUUCGCAAAGCCCCUGCAGUGUAAAACAGUCAUCUGCAAUUAUAGUAAAUGAGAGGCUUGUUGAAAGUUAUACACCCGAUCGACAUGUGAACAAUAUUUCUGAACAUAAAGAAUAAACGUAUAAUACUGGUUAAUAGAUGUAUAAUAUUUUAUAGACUGUAUUUUAAAAACCCCAAAACAUUUCAAGUUAAGGAAUGUGAGAGUAAACUCCACUGAGUUAAUAUUAUAAUAUGUGUUUUGUUUAGUGACAUAGAUGUUGAUUGUUAAAUUAAUGGGUGACGGAUCUUGAUUAAUGAAAUACUAAUUUUGUUAUUGUCAUAAUAAUGAAUUAAUUAAUGAAUUGCAUUUUAUUAUAUUGCUUUUUUAUAGCUGGUAAAAUGAUCUUUUUAUAUAUUAUAUACAUAAGAAAUAUCUAUUAUGUAUUUAUUUUGCGUAAAAAUACGACCGUAAAAAAUGAAAUAGAAAAUAGGUUGAAAAUGUUUAUUAAGUCAUUGUUAAUUAACCAUUAAUUAGUAGGUUGCUGUUCCAUCAAACUUCUGUAGUUGGCGAGUUGUGCUAGUCAUAUUUAAUUAUUAGCCUGUCAUAAAUGAUGUUGAUGCUUUUUAUAUCUUCUUUGUAAAAUGUUAUAUGGAUAUUUGUAUGCUGCCUCGUAUGGGGUGUUGAUACAAUAAAUCUAUCUAUCUAUCUAAUAACGGCAUUAACGUAAUAUAGAUGAAUUCCUCGAAAAUAAAAAUUCAAUGACCUCGCAAAAAUAUAUUUUUUUACUCAUUUUGUAACAUUCCGACCUCUGUAGUAGACAGUAAUUAAAGAAUUAAAGAGUAUAUAGUAUAAAUGUAUGUAACUUUUUAUAUUUUUAUUACUAAUUUCAUAUCAUUCCAGAGCUUUCAACAAAAAAAAUGUAAUGAGAUUUUAAAAAGGGUGUGGGACGCAUCCAUAUUUUUUUUUUAUUAUGUGUGGGGUUUUUGUUUUUGUAUAUUUUCCAUUUGACUGCAAUGAUAUGUAUAUGGUAAAGUAUAAUUUAAAUCCUGCUUAUCAAUAAUAAAGUUAUAAAUAAGAAAUUCAAUACAAUACCCCCACCCACUCAUUUUAUUUAUGUUAUAUAGAUAAUAAAAUACUUUAGU
Molecule: messenger RNA, 3056 nt
Organism: Patella vulgata (common limpet)
Lineage: Eukaryota; Metazoa; Mollusca; Gastropoda; Patellidae
Product: galaxin
Exons: 9
Coding region: 66-1568 (500 amino acids)
Source: RefSeq, a predicted model, not a curated record